This is a messenger RNA of Malassezia sympodialis ATCC 42132, 270 nucleotides long. RefSeq lists its product as uncharacterized. Gene Ontology annotation, molecular function: histone binding. Gene Ontology annotation, cellular component: nucleoplasm. The record is from RefSeq and is a predicted model, not a curated record. NCBI's taxonomy places the organism in Eukaryota, Fungi, Basidiomycota, Malasseziomycetes, Malasseziales, Malasseziaceae. Gene Ontology annotation, biological process: CENP-A containing chromatin assembly; DNA replication-dependent chromatin assembly.
AUGGAUUCAGAUCAAAUCACUAGGGAAACGAAAGACGUGAAGGAGAUGCUUAUUGAUUUGGAGACAAAACUUGAAGAGAUGAAAGCAAAUCCUGUCACUGCACUGAAAGAAAAUGGAAAGCCGGUAAACCAAGUCCUGGAAGAUGCACUUAAAGAUGCAUUCCUUGGUGCUGCUACGUCUUCUAUCACGGACAAGCCAAGCUCUAAGUCCGACCAGCCCAUAAAUGACCUAAGUGCCCGCGUGAAGCGCAAGAAGCAGCAGCAUAAGUAG